Molecule: messenger RNA, 1773 nt
Organism: Mus pahari (shrew mouse)
Lineage: Eukaryota; Metazoa; Chordata; Mammalia; Rodentia; Muridae
Product: zinc finger protein 69
Exons: 5
Coding region: 1-1599 (532 amino acids)
Biological process (GO): negative regulation of transcription by RNA polymerase II
Molecular function (GO): DNA-binding transcription repressor activity, RNA polymerase II-specific
Source: RefSeq, a predicted model, not a curated record
AUGGCCACUGGGGCUGCUCUGCUGUCCCAUGAUGCCGAUAGGACACAACAAGAAAUCUUGGCUGAUGGAGCGACCCCUGAUAUCCCUGUAGCAGGAUCCCAUGAUGGAGCGACCCCUGGCAUCCCGGAAGCAGGAUCCCAUGAUGCAGUGACCCCUGGCAUCCCGGAAGCAGGAUCCCAUGAUGGAGUGACCCCUGGCAUCCCGGAAGCAGGAUCCCAUGAUGGAGUGACCCCUGGCAUCCCGGAAGCAGGAUCCCAGGAAUCAUUGACUUUCAAGGACAUAGCUGUGGACUUAUCCCAGGAGGAAUGGGGGCAGCUGGCUCCUGCAUACCGGGAUUUGUAUCGGGAGGUGAUGCUGGAGAACUACAGAAACCUGGUAUCAGUGGGAUAUCAACUUUCUAAGCCUACUGUGAUUUCCCAGUUGGAAAAAGGAGAGGGACCAUGGAUGGCAGAGAGUCAAGACCCAGAGGAUCCCAUUUUAGAUGUGAAGAAUAAACUAGAAACCAAGGAGUCAACCACAGAGGAUGGCAUUUCUGUCAAGCUCUAUCGUGCCAUCAUGAGGGGAAGGCUGACAGAGGAUGAUAUAGUUUGUUCUCCAUUGAAAAAAGCCUCCAGCUACAGUGAUACAUUAGAGAGCCACCAGGCAACCUGUAGGAAAGGCACGAGGCGAGCCAUUUGGACCCACAAAAAGAAACACCAAGAAAUGAACAAGUUGGAAAACCCAGAGAGUUCCAAUGUUACUUUGGAACAGAAGCACUGUAAAUACAAACCAGCCAGAAAGAGGAACAAAUAUAAAUUAGAUUCAAUUAAUCAUCCAGUGAGCUGUAUGAGAGCCAGAAGGUACCCAUGUAACGUAUGUGAGAAAAUGUUCAAGCAGCCCAUUCACCUUACUGAGCACAUGAGAAUUCACACUGGCGAGAAGCCGUUCAGGUGCAAGGAGUGUGGGAGGGCCUUUAGUCAGAGCGCAUCUCUCAAUACACACCAGAGGAUCCAUACUGGUGAGAAGCCCUUCGAAUGUGAGGAGUGCGGCAAAGCCUUCCGGCAUCGCUCGUCGCUUAACCAGCACCACCGGACUCACACUGGAGAGAAACCUUUCACAUGUGACAAAUGUCAGAAAGCCUUUAGCCAGAACAUCAGCUUGGUCCAACAUUUGAGGACUCAUUCCGGAGAGAAGCCCUUUAGCUGCAAUGAAUGUGGGAAACCCUUUCGACAGAUUAGACACCUUAGUGAACACGUAAGAAUUCACACUGGGGAGAAGCCCUACAAAUGCACUUCCUGCUGUAAAACAUUCAGUCAUAGAGCAUAUCUCACACAUCACCAGCGAAUCCACACUGGGGAGAGACCCUACAAAUGUAAGGAGUGUGGAAAAGCCUUCAGGCAGAGGAUACACCUUAGCAACCACAGGACUGUUCAUACGGGGGUGAAAGCAUACGAGUGUAACCGCUGUGGGAAAGCCUACAGGCAUGACUCCUCUUUUAAGAAACACCAGAGACACCACACGGGAGAGAAGCCUUAUGAAUGUAAUGAGUGUGGAAAGUCCUUCAGCUAUAACUCAUCCCUGAGCCGACACCAGAAAAUCCACAGGAGGAACGCUUUCUGAGAUGAUCCAGGCAUGAGAACAAAAGGCAGCUCUGAAUUGGUGAUUCUGAGCUUUAAAAUUUCAGGACUCAAGUAACCUUGAGAAAUUGAUAACAACGGUGGCAACUUUUGAUUUUGCCAAAAGUGUAAAUAAAUACCCGGUUGAUUACUACUGUCUGACACGCAAAAUGAUAAA